Didymodactylos carnosus is the source of this 483-nucleotide messenger RNA. The record is from the annotation of a GenBank genome assembly. Lineage: Eukaryota; Metazoa; Rotifera; Eurotatoria; Philodinida; Philodinidae.
AUGGGUACUAAUCAAUCGAAAACAUGUUUGAGUGAAAAAGAUAUUCAUAUGAUACAAAAACAUACGGGACUUGAUCGCGAGAAGAUCGCGAGCUGGCAUCAAGCAUUCCUAACAGAUUGUCCAAGAGGUACACUUAACAAGGAGCAAUUUGUGCGAUUUUAUUCCGAAUUAUAUCCAGACGCUGAGAAGGCGAAAGCUUACAGCCAGUGUGUAUUUCGAGCAUUCGACCAAGACAAAAGUGGUUAUAUCGAUGACAGUGACCAUAAUGGAUAUAUCGAUAGAGGCGAGAUGAUCAAAAUGCUAGAUGCCAUGUUUGAUAUGCUGAAUGUGGAUCGACGCGCCCUCGAAAAUACUCCAGAAUAUCGCGUGAAAAUCAUUAUGAACGCAUUAGAUCACGAUAUGGACGAUAAAAUAUCAAGCGAAGAGUUUAUCGAGGGCGUUUGUAGAAAUGAUGCCAUUAGAAAAAUACUAUUGCCUGAUUAA